This is a messenger RNA of Triticum urartu, 1598 nucleotides long. Its product is annotated as F-box protein At5g07610-like. Lineage: Eukaryota; Viridiplantae; Streptophyta; Magnoliopsida; Poales; Poaceae. Gene Ontology annotation, molecular function: protein binding. The record is from RefSeq and is a predicted model, not a curated record.
UCCACGCCAGUUGUCUCAAAAAAAAAAAAGUUCCACGCCACACCUCACCUCACCUCGCCGCCGCGUACCCAAACCCUCGCCGGCGGGGACGGGAGCACCUCAAACGGGCUCCCUCGCCGUCACUCGCUUCUAGCCCGGUUGACCGCCUUCUCUCCCCACGGCAAUGGCGGACGACUGCAAGGACAUCAGCAGGCUUCUGAAUCCAGCGGACAAGCUCACCGAAGACCUCCUCAUCGAGAUCCUGUCGCGCGUGCCGUACAAGUCGCUGUGCCGGUUCAAGUGCGUCUCCAAGCGGUGGCGCGGCAUCAUCUCCCACCCCGACCACCGCAAGGCGCUGCCGCAGCACCAUCUCCAUGACCUCGCCGGAUUCCUCUACUCGAGCCGCAGCCCUGACUAUUUAUUGAUUCGCAAUUUCACCCAUGUCUCCACGGGAGGCCGCCCUCCUAUCGCUAUCGACCCUUCGCUCGCCUUCCUGCCCGACUGUGACAGGUUCCACCUUCUGGACAGCUGCAACGGCCUACUCCUCUGCAGCCGCUUCGAGACCGCUGAUUCGCAGGCAUUUGAUUACGUCGUGUGCAAUCCUGCCACGGAGAAAUGGGUUGCCUUGCCAUUGCCGGGCUUCUUCAGCAAGAUACAGACAGCUCGCCUGGGGUUCGACCCGGCCGUCUCCUCGCACUUCCAUGUGUUCCAGUUCCUGAAGGACGGGGAUGGCCACGUCAAAGGGGUUGAGAUCUACUCGUCCAAAACCGGCGUCUGGAGUCACAAGGACAGCGGUUGGGGCUUCCCGGCUAGAUUAACGAGUUUAAGUGCCUUUGGCAAUGGUUUUCUUUAUUUUGUUGCCAUCUGGUCUGCGGUGGUGGCAGUGGAUGUGGAGGGAACUGCUUGGAGGGUUAUUCCUAUGCCAUGCAAUCCGUUUGGCCCUGAAAUAGAUCUUGCUGUCGGGUUCACUGAUCCGUCUCAAGGGCGUUUGUAUUUAGCAAAUAUUGAUCAUCAUGAUGGUCACAGACUAUUGAUCUGGGUUCUUGAGGACUACGGCAGUGAAGUGUGGGUCUUGAAGCACAGCAUUAGUCCUUUUGAUCUACUUGGAGAGAAGUAUGUACAUCGGGGAAUCAGGUUUCACAUUGUCGCCCACCACCCGCGACGAAACAUGAUUUUCUUUGUUUAUGGGCAUGACAAAGAACUCGUGUCUUAUGAAAUGGAUAGUGGAAAAGUGCAGUUCAUCGGCGUUCUUGGAAAUGGUUCCAUGGGACCCUACCUUCCUUAUGUUCCCUUGUACUCGGAGGAAUUGGCAGAUUGGAACUGAUACUCUGGCUUGCAUAUCGCCGUUCCAUUGUCGACCUUUCAGAUAAUGUUGAAACAUAGGUCCCUUUGUAAUAUCAGCAGCUAUCCGGUUUGAUCCUUCUGAUGUUGUGUUACUCCUCUUUUGUUGUUGGGUGUACUCUGUAACCUCACUUUAUGGGGCUAACUGUUCCCGUUAACUUAGUAGUGCUAGCUGCUUGUCUUGUGUAAACAUAUACUAUGUGUUUAUGGUUGGUAGCAGCAUACGGGCAGCAGACUUUGCUAUUUAAAAUUUACGGAGCUACCAUUUAUUUGUACCA